GCUGUCGUCAUUUGUGAAAGAAGAAGAGGAGAAAGAGAGAUUUGCAAAUUUACAAAGGAAGCAGGGAAAAAUCAGCGUCGUCAACGAUGAGCUUCAUGCAACCAAGUCCCGUUAAGUACGCGUGCUCCUGUGGCAUCCUGAAUCCGAUCAACAAGCUCUUCUUCUGUCGCCACUGCCCCAAGCUGCGCUGUGGCUUCUGCGUGACGCACGAGAUCGAGUCGCACUUCUGCUCAAAUUGCCUGGAGAAUAUCCCUUCCACGGAGGCGCGGCACAAGAAAAACUGCUGCGCCAACUGCUUCGACUGUCCCUGCUGCCAGCACACUCUGUCGGCCAGAGCCUCUACAGUCCCAGUGGUGCGCAAGACAGAGGAGGCGAAGGAAGUCAAAGAAGCAAAGGAUGGAGACUCCACGGCCGAAACCCCGCCCCCUGUCCCGGCAAGCAGCAAACCCUCUGCGGUGCCCACCACCAAGAAGAUGUACUAUCUGUCGUGCCUCUCAUGCCGCUGGACUACGCGAGACGUGGGCAUUCCCGACCAGGGCGUGGCCACGGGCACCUGGCCGGACAACGAGUGUCUGUACCAGGCGCGAUUCAAUGCCCUGGUUGAAUACUUCCAGGCGGUGGUGCUGCAGGAGAAGCAGGAGAAACUGGAGUUCAUGCGGCGUAAGGCGCCAAAGCAGCACAAGUUUCCCAGCUUGACGGAUCGCACUGGCCUAACCGUUUCACUCAUUCGCCGCCAGAUCGGCUGGAACGACAAAGUGCCCAAGGCCAAGGCCGUGAUUACGCCGGCGGUGGCCACGGCGGAGGUGGAGGGUCUGCCGGCAAACAUCUUCACGGAACCGCUGAACUUGCGCAAUGUCACGACCAUUGCCCAACGUCACAGCCAACCUGCCGAUCAGCCCACGGCUGUUGGCAGUCUUUAUCCGCAACGGCGAUCGCUGUGGAUCAAGCGAUCUCUGCGCUGCCGCCAGUGCGAGCACAAUCUGAUCAAGCCGGAGUAUCAUCCAACGUCGAUCAAGUAUCGCAUCCAGCUUUUUGCCAGCUACCAUGUUCCCGAAGUGGUGAUGGUGCGCUGCGAGCAACCGCUGAUUCCUGGCAAGAGCAACGCCAUUCUGCUGAAGCUAACCAAUCCGACGAUGUACGACAUGACUAUUCGAUUAUUAACUACAGCUCCUCCGGAGGAUCCGCAACUGGAGGAACCGAUUUCUUCCUCACCACUACUCAAGGCUGUUGGCAUCACCUUGUCGCGUCAGAAUUCUACUCGAGAGGUAAAGCGUGAGGUGACAGAUGUGUCUAAUGCCGAGAUUGUUCCGCUGGAAAGUGAGUUUGUGCUCAGCCAACGCGAUGACUCCAAGGAGUUUGACGAGUAUGUGCAGCUGCCCACCGAGGAGCCCAAGUUCAUUGUUUGGCGAAAGGGCAACAAGGUUCUCUUAAGGCUGCAGUUCACACCGGCAAAGGAGCUUCCUCCGAGCACAAACGUUGUGCUUGGCUUCUUCAUGCAGUACACGUACGUUAACACCGUAGCCAAUGCGCCUGAGAAGAAGGAGCCCACCACUCAUGCACUCAAUUCGAGGGUGUUCAUAAACGCGGGGGCAACUGAGCACAAGGCCAACUGAAUUAUAAACUCAUAAGCUGAAUGGAAUACUAAUCGAACUUAUCAGAAACCUAAAAAAUGCUUUUUGAAAGCUAGGAAAUUAUUUAUUUAUUAAUAAUCGUGAAAAAGCCGCUGGUAUUAAAAUUGAAUAAACCCUACUCGGGAUCUUUAACAUCUGCAA
Molecule: messenger RNA, 1772 nt
Organism: Drosophila ficusphila
Lineage: Eukaryota; Metazoa; Arthropoda; Insecta; Diptera; Drosophilidae
Gene: DCTN4-p62
Product: dynactin subunit 4
Exons: 1
Coding region: 87-1613 (508 amino acids)
Cellular component (GO): dynactin complex
Source: RefSeq, a predicted model, not a curated record